UCGGUUAGAUGUCACAAACCACACAAAAGACAAACUGCUUCGAGUUCAUCGAAACUAAAGACUAGUCAAUUUCAAACCUAAUUUUUCUAAUUUAAAUCGGAUAAUUUGCUAUUAAGAAAAAUGCAGAUAGGCUCGACAUGGGCGGCCAGAUUCUCUCUUCUCCUCCUCAUUUUAGGUCAUUGGUGCUAUUGCCAGCCUCACGAUCAGUACCCCAAUUUCAAGGCCAAUCAGCGAUUCCCAAAUUACAACCAUCAAAACACCCCAACUUCCCCUGCAAACAGUUUGAAAAGCGAGGACGAAAAUGUCCACCGAGGGACAACUGAAAGUGGAAACCAAGUAGCAUUCUCAGCCUACAAGACUCGGAAUCAGGAUGGUACCAUUCGACAGGCAUCAGUGGUUGUUUUCGAACAGAUGACAAUUAAUGUCGGGAACUCCUUCGAGCCCCAAACAGGAAUCUUCAUUUGUCGUAUUCCCGGGUUAUACAUGAUCACCUUCACUGCUGCUGCAAACAUCGGUCGAAAGCUCAACAUUGACCUAAUCAAACUGAGCGCAACAGGAGCCGAAACAGUAUUGGGUGGUCUUCUCAAAACCAAAUCUUCCUCAAAGCAUAUCGAGGUCUAUUCGAGAACCAUUCUAGUACAUCUCGUCAUAGGUGACCAGCUGUAUAUUCGACAAGCAGCUGGUAUUGUUAACGGUUUAUACAGUGACUGGGAGAAGCAAACUUCAUAUGCCGGUUUUUUAGUAUACCCCGAUUCAAAUCCGCAAACGAUGACGAAACCCAACAACCCAUUGAGCGGAUCGAACAUUUUCGUUUCGAACGCAACCCAGAAAGAAUCAAUCUUGGAUCAUCAAGGUCAAAAUCGGUUCACUUCAGCUCCGUCAAAACCAAACAUGGAAGCAUCGGAACGAAUGAAUACACAGUCGAAGUUGAAAAACACGAACGAAAUGAACCAAUUUUCAAAAGACUUAAACAUGAAACCCCCGAACGCAGAAACGAUGAAGACUUGGUUCAAGUAUUUGUACAAUGGAUUGAAGAAAGUCGGAGACAACAUCGUAGAGGAAGAGAACUCGGCUUCCAAUCUGAACGAGAAUUGGGAUUCUCGUCAGAAACAGGGCGCUCAGACUCAGAACCGUCACAAACACUCAGUGGAUCACAGCGCGGAGCUUUAGACGAAACUCAGAACAGAAGAAAAGAUGUGACCAAUGAGGAUCCUACUUAUGCUGACAUUGUUCCAAUUGAUGGAAUUUUGUUUAUCAUCGCCAUUAUUAUCAGACUAUUGUUGCGAUAUUUAGAACUCAUAACGCAAAUACUAUCAUGAAAAAAUUCCAAAAA
Symsagittifera roscoffensis is the source of this 1333-nucleotide messenger RNA. RefSeq lists its product as uncharacterized. The transcript has 4 exons. Lineage: Eukaryota; Metazoa; Xenacoelomorpha; Acoela; Convolutidae. Bases 121 to 1170 code for a protein of 349 amino acids. Gene Ontology annotation, molecular function: protein binding. The record is from RefSeq and is a predicted model, not a curated record.